GGACAAGAACUGACAAUAGCCAAGCUAGAGAAUUCCGUCGCUACGAUGGAAGAGCAGCAACUAACAACUGACCCUCGAUAUCAAAAAAUGCUGCAGUUGAAAUCGAAGUUGACGGGAGCACCUCCACCUACCGAACCAGCACAACAGCCUUCCCCGUCUGUUAGUCAGCAGCAGCCACAGAUUACUUCUGCGCAGCUGAACCAAUUGCGAGCUCAGGUUGGGCGUUCACUCCCGUUGUUUCUAUUACCCCUGCAUGUCAGCGUAUACAAGCUUUUGGCAAGGAACGAGCCUGUUCCACCUGCGCUGGCGGCUGAAGCAGUUGUGAUGAAAAAUAAACCAACAUCGCUUUUGCCUGAACCUUACGAAUUCCCUGGUGAAGCGGAAAAUGGCGAGAAAUUGCCUUAUGAUCUCAUGAAGGUUCUAAAUAUACACCAACAGCGCUGUGCUCGACCAACGUCACUACCUACCCCUGUAGGCAUAGAUCCAGCGUCUUUGUUGAAGGAGAGGGAGUACAGGUAUUUUUGUUAUUUGCAAUGGCAUCAAAGAAGUUUUGAGUUCUUUAGAAUACAAAAUCGCACAGCUUUGAACCCUUACGCUUAUCGACGCACGAAGAGGCAGUCACUUCGAGAAGCAAGGGUGACUGAAAAGCUUGAGAAACAGCAAAAGAUGGAGCAAGAAAGGAAACGCCGCCAAAAGCACACCGAUCUCAUGCAAGCAAUCAUUCAACAUGGACGAGAAUUCAAAGAAUAUCACAGGAAUAAUCUUCUCAAGACACAGAAAGUCAAGAAGGCG
Molecule: messenger RNA, 792 nt
Organism: Cylicostephanus goldi
Lineage: Eukaryota; Metazoa; Nematoda; Chromadorea; Rhabditida; Strongylidae
Source: the annotation of a GenBank genome assembly